Molecule: messenger RNA, 1746 nt
Organism: Fusarium pseudograminearum CS3096
Lineage: Eukaryota; Fungi; Ascomycota; Sordariomycetes; Hypocreales; Nectriaceae
Exons: 6
Coding region: 1-1746 (581 amino acids)
Source: RefSeq, a predicted model, not a curated record
AUGGCUUCUGUCUAUCUCCUAGACCAACCUUCGGACCGGCCUGGCCAGACGAAGCCAGUGUUCGUAUGUGAGGUCAGGGCCGAGGAUUGUCUUAUUGAGGCACACAAGAUCAGAGUUCGCGACACCAAGAGCGCAAUGACCAGUGCAUGCGACGAUGGACUACGCGAUGGAAAUCUCUUGAGUUGCCUUUCACCUGCGGGUCUUAUCCACAUUCCGCGCCGACACUUUGCGUCGGAUGCGUCGUUUCCUUCUCCUGGUACUUCAGUCUUUGCCGAUUCAGAGUCCACAUUUUGGCUGAACCCUUCGACUUUCGCCUGCUUCUUUGCUUUUCUUCAUGGUACUGGACAACCACUGCUUGCUGCCUUCGGCGGCCACAGAGUGCCAUCCAACAAGAGUUUCCGACACUUCACCCAAGACAGUUCUCGGAGCAGGACGAGAACUGGCCCUCUCCUCGGCCCGCCGCUUUCCACCUGCCUCCUACCCACCACCCAUUUGUAUCUGAUUGUGGAUGAAAGCGUGUACUUCUUGUUCUUUAUCGUAGUUGCGAUAAAGAACAACUGCGAUAAAGAACAAGUACCGCACAGAGCCACAAAGCGAGUACAAUGGGCGGCCGGUGGAAAGCAGCGGGCCGAGACGCUCGCACUAUGCGUGCGUCCGCCCCAAGGCGUUCAGAUCAAGUACAUCCGCCAUGUUGUCAAAGCCGGGUUCGACAAAGCGUUCAACAUGAAAUCCAUCGAGACCCGACUACAUUGGUGGUGGGCGAACGCAUACUCGGCAUGUCGCUGGAUCCUGAGUUCAAUUGCCUUGUUGCUCCCUUGGAUCGUUAUGCUCUCAGAGUCAAGCAAGAUACGUCUUUUAUGGAACACGAGCAAUCUAGUCAAGGUUCUGAGCUACGUUUGUGGGGACCGGCUUGUGCAAGAUGCCCAGCCUGUGCAAGACGGCCGCGAUGAAGAAUCCAACGACUCUCCUACAGUCAGAGGUGACAAUGAGUCGCCUGACGCCUGGAUCGAUAUACCUGAGGGAGACGAGGACUUGUACGGCCAUGGACAGGAUGUGUCUCCACCUCUAGCUCAUGCAGCUCCAGCUCAUGAAGCUUCAGUAGACGCCAACCAUCAUCAAGCAUCAAUGCCUAGCAUCCAAGGGAUGUUCCAAGGCGAUGCCAUGUGGCAACAAGGGUUACGAAGAAUCUUGAGGACCUUGUGUCAAAACUAUCCUCGUGCUAUAUCGUCCGCAAAACAACAGCGAACUACCAUGGAUAGCCACACAGAGAUUGAGUAUACUACUGGUCCAAUGGGCGACUUCGAAACCGUCUCAUACAACGACAGAGAAGAAACCAUCAGUGCCCCCGACAAAUGCGAUGACAGCGAUAGUGCAGUAUGCCGCACGAAGAACCCUGGAUCGGGAAGCUCAGAUAAAUCGUGGAACAUGGUCAACAUGAACAACCAGCUGCAUGACUGGUGGCCAUGGGCCUUCUUCGACUUGGAAUGUUUAGUCAGUUUCGACAAGGCAUGGAACAUGAUCAAAUUGAACAACCAACUUCACUCAUGGUGGGCUAGAGCCGUCUUCGACCUGGAAUGCUUAGGCAGUUCCGAUAAUUACUGGAACAUGGUCUACAUGAAUGACCAGCUUCAUUCAUGGUGGCCACGAGCAUUAUUUGGCCUGAGAUACCUAUGCGUCCGGCCACCUGAGUUACAGAAUCUGGAUGCUGAGACAUCAGAAGAUCAACAAGUUGUGGUACAGAUCUAG